Archocentrus centrarchus (flier cichlid) is the source of this 2191-nucleotide messenger RNA. It is a transcript of the gene hnf4g, whose product is annotated as hepatocyte nuclear factor 4, gamma. The record is from RefSeq and is a predicted model, not a curated record. The coding region runs from base 1 to 1368 and encodes 455 amino acids. The transcript has 11 exons. Gene Ontology annotation, cellular component: nucleus. Gene Ontology annotation, molecular function: zinc ion binding; nuclear steroid receptor activity; RNA polymerase II cis-regulatory region sequence-specific DNA binding. Gene Ontology annotation, biological process: regulation of DNA-templated transcription. Lineage: Eukaryota; Metazoa; Chordata; Actinopteri; Cichliformes; Cichlidae.
AUGAAGUAUCCUCCUACUCCUGAGAGUAAAUCUCUGUUAGAUAUGGAAGUAGCCAACUACUGUGAAGGCCUGGAUCCUUCAUACAACACACUGGGCUUUGAGCAUGCAGAGGUACUCUAUGUAGGAAGAGGUAACAUGCCGACAGAGCCAAGCCUGCCUGGUCCAGAUGGGGUCAGCAGUAACUGCGCGAUCUGUGGAGAUAAAGCCACAGGGAAACACUAUGGAGCCUCCAGCUGUGACGGCUGCAAAGGCUUCUUCAGACGCUCUAUACGCAAGAGCCACGUCUAUACCUGCAGGUUCAGCAGACAGUGCAUAGUGGAUAAAGAUAAGAGGAACCAGUGUCGUUUCUGCAGGCUCAACAAAUGCUUCAGGGCUGGAAUGAAAAAAGAAGCUGUACAGAAUGAGAGAGAUCGGAUCAGCUCCCGAAGAAGUAUCUCUGACCCCCAAGACCUUCCACCCAUUACUCUUUUGGCCCAAGCAGAAUCAUUGUCCCAACAGAGCACUACUCCGGCUGGAAUAGCAGAAUUAUCAGAGCAGAAGUCAGCCACUGUGGGGGACAUAUGUGAUUCUAUGAGACAGCAAUUAUUGGUGUUGGUGGAAUGGGCCAAAUAUAUUCCUACUUUUGGAGAACUGCCACUGGAUGACCAGGUGAGCUUGCUUCGGGCUCAUGCUGGUGAACACCUCUUGCUUGGGGUUGCCAAAAGGUCAAUGGCAUUCAAGGACUUCCUGAUUUUAGGUAAUGGCUGUGUGAUUCACAGAGACAGUCCUGAAGCAGAGAUCUGCAGGGUAGCCAACAGAGUCCUGGAUGAGCUGGUGCAGCCCUUCCAGGAUAUCCAAAUAGAUGACAAUGAGUAUGCGGCACUCAAGGCUAUUGUCUUCUUUGACCCAGAUGCAAAGUCUUUACGGGAUCCUUCGAAGAUUAAGGCCAUGCGUCUGCAGGUUCAGAUGAGUCUGGAAGACUACAUUAAUGAUCGUCAGUAUGACUCCAGGGGUCGUUUUGGAGAGCUGUUACUCCUGCUGCCCACCCUGCAGAGCAUCACCUGGCAGAUGAUCGAACAGCUCCAGUUCAUUAAGUUCUGCGGCCUGGCCAAGAUAGACAACCUGUUGCACGAAAUGCUUCUAGGGGGGCUUACAUCAGAACCCACACACCUGCACCACUCAGCACACACCCAGCUGGCCCAGGACCCUUUGACUGGACACACGCUGGUCAUCAGCACCAUGCCUGCCUCUCACACUCCACAACUAGCCUCUCCAGACACUCCCAUCCCAUCGCCCCCGCAGGGUCCUGCACCGGAAAUGUACAAACAUUUUCCCCAGCCUGUUUGUCCUCCAGCAAGCCCUUCACCUCCUGCACAGAGAGACCCCUGACUCUUUCCUGCAUUAUGUCAACGAAUCUGACAGCAGAUCAGUUUCCUUGCCCCCUGUUCAUUAUCCAGGCAUAGUAUGAAAAUGAUGACAGAAAUCUCUGUUCAACGUCAACAGUUUGACUUUCGUACCCCAUGACUCCUGGAGUUCCUGCCACAAUAUCCUAAGUGGUUACGUGCAGCACUUUUGGGGCUCUAUUUUCUUACAGUGGCAAAAUGCAAAAGAAAAGCACAGUUUUUAUGCAGUCUUUUUUUUAGCUGCGAGCCUGUGUGUGUGUGUGUGUGUGUGUGCCUGCCAUUAUUUACUUAUUUCCUGGCACCAGAGUGUUUGGCAGCACAGGCUCUGGGUAUCCUGAUCAGGGGGUGCAGUGAAAUAUUGGUGCUCAUUUUAGCACAAAAUUGUUUUUGCCUUAAAAAUAUGCUCAGACCACGUCUUACCCAGAGUCAUCACGCAGCAGCAAGAAUGAUACGUGUGUUUCCAUAGCAGUCACUGAUAUGAGAGAGGGAUUGUAUUUAAGUUGCAACGAUGGCACAGCAGCACUUUUAUUAUUCAUUUAAAUCUCCCAACUUGGCAGCGGGAUCAGUCAACUAAAGGCAUGUUCUGUGUUUUUCUGAGCAUCACACUACAAAGCUAUUUCUCAGAGAUUUAACGGUGAAAUCACGUCGAGUAAUGCAGCCGUCCCCAGGAUGAAUCCCGAGCUCCAUCAAAAUAUGUGCAUAUAUAUAUGUAAAAUACAAAAGUCCAAACUCAGUCUAAACUAUGUCAUAUUACACAGUGUGAAUAUUUCAUUUUGCCCUUUGGAAUAAUGUUUAUAUAAAUAUUUUCU